GUAUUUUAUUGAAAUAACACAUUACUGUUAUGAAUAUUUGAGACAUCGUUUCUAACGUCAAAUGUCAGGUACCUUUGAUGCCGUCAAUAUGUGACUAGUUUGAUGUUCGGUCCUGACUUCUAUAGUCUUUGUUUUUCAAUUGAAUGAAUCAAGUGUUUGUGUAAAUGAUUGUGAAACAAAGAAUUUCUACAAGACGAAAUAGAUGAGGCUCGAUAUAGUUAAUUUUUUUAACAUUACUCAUGAGUACGGAAGAGACUCUGUUGAAUCUCGACUUCGACAAACCAAGCACAGUUAUUACGCCGCCCGAUGACGGCGUGGUAUCUCUCUCCAGUAGUGCUGAAGACAUUUGCUUAGUCCCUGAGAUUGAAUUUGAAGGCACCGUGGAUUCUCCGGGUGUCAACCGUGAGUCGCAACCGCUUCUUGGCGGUCGCGGCGACAUAGAAGUAUCAUUCAACCAUUUUCCAGAUGACCCGCAAUUUAGCGAAUUAGUAUGGCAAGCCGAGGUAGCCAUCGACAAUGGAAUAUUCCCAGAGAGGAUAUAUCAAGGUUCCAGCGGGUCGUACUUUGUCAAAAAUCCUGGAGGGAAAAUAAUCGGCGUGUUCAAACCGAAAGAUGAAGAGCCUUAUGGAAGACUGAAUCCCAAAUGGACCAAAUGGAUGCACAAGUUAUGUUGUCCGUGCUGUUUUGGGAGGUCAUGCCUUAUUCCCAAUCAAGGGUACCUUUCAGAGGCCGGGGCAAGCCUUGUGGAUUCCAAGAUCGGUCUCAAGAUCGUGCCUAAGACUAGGAUGGUGAAAUUAGUAUCAGAAACCUUCAAUUAUCUGCGAAUCGACCGCGAAAGAUCGCGAUUGAAGCGCGCUAUCACAGAGCAGUUCCCUAAUCUACGGUUUAAUAGAAUGGGUCUUCCGCCAAAGGUGGGGUCAUUCCAGUUAUUCGUAGAAGGAUAUAAGGAUGCGGACUAUUGGCUGCGACGGUUUGAGCAGGACCCACCUCAAGAACAUGUUAUGAAGAAAUUUCAGUUACAAUUCGAGCGCCUAGUCGUACUGGAUUACAUUAUUCGUAACACGGAUCGCGGGAAUGACAAUUGGUUGAUCAAAUAUAUGGCGCCAUCUAACCGGAGUGAGCAGGAUAUGACGGAGCCUUCUGAAUGGAAUGGGGGCGGCAUAGACGUCCGUAUAGCGGCCAUAGACAAUGGACUAGCAUUUCCAUUCAAGCACCCGGACUCGUGGCGGGCCUAUCCUUAUCACUGGGCGUGGCUGCCGCAGGCUAAGAAGCCUUUUAGUACUGAGACCAAAGAGCUGGUGUUGCCAUUGCUGUCUGACAUGAACUUCGUUCAGGAACUUUGUGAUGAAUUACAUAUACUUUUCAAGCAAGACAAAGGUUUCGACAAGCGUCUCUUCGAACGGCAGAUGUCAGUAAUGCGAGGGCAAGUACUGAACUUGACUCAGGCGUUGAAAGACAACAAGAGUCCCGUACAACUCGUACAAAUGCCGGCUGUCAUUGUUGAGAGAUCUAAGAGUGGCACGACCCAAUCUCGUUUCUUCGACUCGUUCCAACAACGCUUCCAGCAGAAAUCACCAUUCUUCUCUUGGUGGUGAAAUAUGACACGUGAAUACAGACGAACGAUAAUAUAGGAUUUUGUAUGUAUGUAGUAUUUUAAUCUACUGAAGUUGAAACGAUCAUUCCAAUUAACUAUUUAUAGGAUUUCGCAAUAGUGUGACGGAAAACUAUUUUUUUAAUCAAUUAUGGCUUUGAACUUUUUAAUUUCUUUUCUUUGUAAUGGCGUCUUGUUAGGAACAUUUUGUAGUUGUGCAUUGCUUACAAGUUGAAUUGUCUCGAAUGGUUCUGAGAUAACUAAGAAUUUAUGUCGGUUAAAAAUAUGAAAAGAAAAAUUAUUCAACUUCAGUAUUAGUGAAACAUGAUGUAAUUGUUUUUAUAGUUUAGUUACUGUUAAACUAGCUGAUGUUAAUGACUUCUUUUAAAAAAAUCCAAAUCAGUUUUUUUUCUAAGCGUAUACCAUAGAAAUGACUAUAUUUUAUAUUAAUUUAAUAAUAUAAUUUAAUUUAUAAAAAAAUAUUCAAUAUAUUUUUUUAAUGAUAUGUCAUUUCAAUAUAGUUUAAAAGAACGUUUAAUAUUGGUCAUUGAUGAUUAAUUUAGCAUAUAAAAAUUAAGUCGCAAGCAUCAGCUAGUGUAAUUAUCCUUGUUAUUAAAAUCACCCAAACUUCAUAGUAUGUGUAUUUUCAGCGAUGGCAACCCAGUUACAUUAACUAAUUCGAUUUCCAUCAAAUGACACAUGACAAGCUUGUAUGAAAAUACUUUUAUAUAACAUUAAUAACCAAAUGUAAUUUAACUAAAGGAAACACCAAGAAUGAGUGAUGCUAACAUUAAGUUUACACAACAUCUUAGUUUAAACAAUUCAAUAAAAAUUCGAGUCUUUCAAAAUCGGGUCGUUACUCGUCUCUUUCUGACAAAUUUCACCUGACCUGUGAUGAAAAGAGACAGUUUUAAAUCUGUAGAUCCAUUUUUUGUAGUUUCAGUUGAUGAAAGUUCAAAUAAUCGCUUAUGUGGGACCAUAAGGACCUUAAUAAAGCAGAUAACAGUUUA
Pieris brassicae (large cabbage white) is the source of this 2601-nucleotide messenger RNA. RefSeq names its product phosphatidylinositol 4-kinase type 2-beta (gene Pi4KIIalpha). Gene Ontology annotation, molecular function: 1-phosphatidylinositol 4-kinase activity. The record is from RefSeq and is a predicted model, not a curated record. The transcript is spliced from 11 exons. Gene Ontology annotation, biological process: Golgi organization; phosphatidylinositol phosphate biosynthetic process; endosome organization. Gene Ontology annotation, cellular component: trans-Golgi network; lysosomal membrane; endosome. Lineage: Eukaryota; Metazoa; Arthropoda; Insecta; Lepidoptera; Pieridae. Bases 240 to 1595 code for a protein of 451 amino acids.